Lodderomyces oxycetoniae is the source of this 969-nucleotide messenger RNA. The record is from RefSeq and is a predicted model, not a curated record. Lineage: Eukaryota; Fungi; Ascomycota; Pichiomycetes; Serinales; Debaryomycetaceae.
AUGAACAUACACUAUCGAGCAGAGCGAGAUAGUGGAGUAAUAUCGACUAGCAUGUUACAACACCGACUAAAUAGUGCUUACUCUCUUCUCUACUGGUCCACUAGCUCGCUUCGCUCGCUAGUGUCGUAUAAAACAAGAAGCGAUAUGAAAGAUUACACAAUUACAGUAUUGGGUGCAGGUGUUAUGGGCACUGCUGUUGUUUCGGCAUUGUUGAAUCUGAAAUUUGAGCCAUAUCCCAAGAGAAUCAUUCUUUGCACGGCUAAACAUAAUGAAAAUAACAUUGAGGAAACUUUCAAGGAUCACGAGAUUGUUAGCUUUGCAUCUGGAGCGAAGGAGAAUAGCGAAGCAGUUAAAAAGGCAGAUAUAAUUUUAUUAGGAAUCAAGCCAUUUAUGUUGGACCAAGUUUACCAGGAAGUCAAGAACUCAUUAUCUGGUGAACAGCUUUUAAUCUCCUUACUUGCAGGAACAACUAUUGCAGAAUUGUCGAUUUUCACUAGAUACGUGGCAAAGGUAAUGACUAAUACACCUGCAAGAUAUGGAUGCGGUACCGCUGCUAUUUCUUUUUCACCACAGGUGACUAAGGAACAGCAAGAUCUCGUUCAAAAGAUGAUCGAUACAAUUGGGUUAACGGUGCUUAUUCCAGAAAAAAAUAUGGAUAUUGCAACCUCACUUAUUGGCUCGGGUCCAGCUUUUUGUUUGUUAAUGAUGGAAUCGUUAAUUGACGGUGCAGUGAGGAUGGGUAUGCCAUAUGAUAUAGCGAGAGUUUCAGCAGCAAAAGUCAUGGAAGGUACAGCCAAAAUGGUAUUGGAGACAGGUGAACAUCCUGCUGUUUUAAAGAGCAAAGUAUGUACACCUGGCGGUACCACGAUCGGUGGAUUGUUGAAGAUGGAAGAUAGAGGAAUCAGAGGUGCAAUCGCAAGAGGUGUCGAGGAAGCUGCAAACAUAUCUGCAUCGUUUGCUAAAAAGUGA